This is a messenger RNA of Didymosphaeria variabile, 1380 nucleotides long. RefSeq names its product phosphatidylinositol 4,5-bisphosphate-binding protein. The record is from RefSeq and is a predicted model, not a curated record. Bases 1 to 1380 code for a protein of 459 amino acids. NCBI's taxonomy places the organism in Eukaryota, Fungi, Ascomycota, Dothideomycetes, Pleosporales, Didymosphaeriaceae. The transcript is spliced from 2 exons.
AUGGCAUCCCAGCGACCCAUCACGCCCUCGGGCGGCUACAAUGGCAUCCCUACACCUAGCGACCCUACGCACCUGAGCAGAGGAUAUGGCGCCAAUUCGCACCUGGGCGUCGACGGCAACGACUUUGCGACCACCCCCUCAGCCCCUGUAGAAUCCUCACCACUAUCGCAAUCGCUCAACCCCCACGACAGCGAAAGGUUGGGCAGGUUCAAUGAGAACUUUGAUGCGCAAACGCGGGGUUCGUCAGUGAUUGGAGAUGGCGAGCAUUUGCCUGCCCGCUCCGCCUCGCGCGCAUCUACCUUGGGUCAUGGAGCAUCGGGGGCAGCUUCAGGAACCCCCUCGCGCAGUGGCACGCUGAAGAAGCGAGCCUCGGUCAAAAGGAGUGGCAGUCUCAAGCGUAGCAGCAGCAGACGAAGCGUGCGCGCGGGGAGCAUCAAGGGCGUCGAGUUUGCCGACGAGGAUGGCAGUGGUGUUAAGCACAACAGUGUCUUUUAUACCCCCGUCCCAACUUCAGGGUCCCCUACCGACAUCCUUGCAAACCGCUUCCAAGCUUGGCGGAAACUGCUCAAGGACCUCAUUUCGUAUUUCCGCGAAGUCGGCGCCUCCUUCGAACACCGCUCCAAGGCCUUGCUCAAGGUCUCCAAUGUCAUCAACAAUACCAAUGCGCCCGCGCUAUUCCUCGCUGAGGGCGGCCUGAACGAUGCGAACAAGAUCCUCCGCGACUACCAUAAGCAAGCACUGUCCGAGUCGAACAAGGCCAAGGAGAUCGAAAAUGAGGUGGUCAACCAGCUAUCUGGGCUUCGAGCAGACCUGAGCCAGAAGAUCAAAGAGAUCAAGUCUCUGAGCGGUGACUUUAAGAACUCCGUAGACAAAGAGAAAGAAAAUACCCGAAAGGCUGUCGGUGCUUUGGAGGAGUCUCUGGCCCUGAUCGACUCUGAUCCCGCAGCUGUUGCCGGGAAAGGAGAUCCAUUCGUGGUUCGCUUGGGCGUAGAUCGACAGGUCGAACGCCAGAUUGAUGAGGAAAACUAUCUGCACCGCGCGUAUCUGAAUCUCGAGCACUCUGGGCGCGAGCUAGAGUCGAUCGUUGUUGGAGAGAUCCAGAAAGCCUACAAUGCGCUCGCAAGCAUCAUGAAGCGUGAAGCCGAUGAGAACUACUCCACAAUUGAGAAGCUGCGAAGCGGACCUGUGGGUAUGCCUCGGGAUCUAGAGUGGAACCAGUUCGUUACCAAUGACCCGCACUUCGUAAAUCCAAAUCUGCCUAUGAGGAGGUUAGAGGAUAUCGAAUACCCUGGCAAACACCAUCCCGCUGCUGCUGAGGUAAGAGCGGGCAUGCUAGAGCGCAAGUCAAAGUAUCUUAAGAGCUACACACCGGGCUGGUGA